Molecule: messenger RNA, 1022 nt
Organism: Rubroshorea leprosula
Lineage: Eukaryota; Viridiplantae; Streptophyta; Magnoliopsida; Malvales; Dipterocarpaceae
Source: the annotation of a GenBank genome assembly
ACUAGUCAGUAACUUUAUGAUUGGAAAAGGAAUUCUAGACUUGGGGGUUGAAAACAGAUCAUUGGUUUCAAGAUUUGCUGCAAAUGCCACUUUUCUUUAGGGGGGGCGGGGGUUGGAUUUCUGGAACCUUCUUCCUCUUCCUCCUCACCCGGUUUUCUGCUUUUCCUUCCCUACCCCAAACCAGUCGGCAACCACAUGCCGAGCCAUCACCAGGCCCUACCCCCCCUCUCACCGAGCCUGUGCCCCUAAACCCCGCUGUGCGAACCAACCACCCCCCCUCUCUGCGCGAAUCAGCUCCCUCUCCCCUCUGCACCGAAUCAGCCUGCUCUUCCCUCUGCACCGAACCAGCCUCCACCCUCCUCUGCACCAAUCUCCUGCUUCCUCUCCCCUCUGCAUCAACCCCUAGCUUUGCACCGCGCCAGCCUAGAUCUACCACAGAUCCCCUGCCUUGCACCCGAGCUUUGCUCUUGCGCUUGACCGUGCCUCUGCUGCCAGAUAUCUCCUCUGCGCCCAGAUCUUGUGCAAUCAUGCACUCCUGCACCCCCUGCACUCAUUACCCCUUUGUUUGCUUCCUGCUUCGCUACGCCCGUCACCCCACCUCUUCCCCGAACCAAUUGCCAGCCGAUCCUGCACUCAUUACCCGCCUGUGCCCCUGUUGCAGCCCGAUCCUUUGUGCCGCUGCAACCUAACCCAAUCUUGUUCCUGCUCUGAUCGUCUGUUCUCCUUGGCACCUUGUCUCAUUCUGCAAGUGUAAAUUGUUGGAACUGAGAGGAUUCGGGAGGGGUGGUGAAGGUGGUGAACAGAGCUUGAUCCCGUGGGUCGGAUCCAUCUGUUUGGAUCUUGAUCCGUUUCUUUCCUGAAUUCUCCGCUGUAAAUUUUACAUUUUCUUCCUUUUGAUGUUUUGUGCUGUUUAGUGAUUGAAAUGCUGAAAUUUAUAUGUAUCUGUUGAGAAAUGAAUGGUAGAUUUACUAGUAUGAAAUGAAUAUUUGUUGUAUUUGAAAUGGAAUGCAUGUUUUCUGCAA